Molecule: messenger RNA, 1484 nt
Organism: Lucilia cuprina (Australian sheep blowfly)
Lineage: Eukaryota; Metazoa; Arthropoda; Insecta; Diptera; Calliphoridae
Gene: Gas8
Product: dynein regulatory complex subunit 4
Exons: 2
Coding region: 24-1403 (459 amino acids)
Biological process (GO): cell motility
Cellular component (GO): Golgi apparatus; microtubule; motile cilium
Molecular function (GO): small GTPase binding; microtubule binding
Source: RefSeq, a predicted model, not a curated record
UCGAUGGCGUUGACACUUCUGCUAUGGAUCGUGAUCAAUUGGAGGCUUUCGCCCUACGUCUCAAAGCUGAAAUGGAUCGCGAAAGAGAAGAACGUAACUACUUUCAAAUGGAAAGAGAUAAAAUACGAAUUUUUUGGGAAAUCACUCGAGGUCAACUUGAGGAAACCACAACAGCGCUGCGACAAAAAGAUCAUGAAGUUGAAAUGACGCAAGAAGUUGCCGAUAUAGAAGCCAAAGAGAUCAUGCAACAAAUGAAACAUUUACAGUUUGAAAACCAAAAUAAGAUCAGUGAAAUACGAGCAGAGGCAAUGACGCAAUUGAAAUUAUCACAAGAGGAUCACGUGCAACAGGAAAUGGAAAUGUUGGCAGAUAAAAGAGAACUUAGAAGAUUGUUGAGAGAAAGCGAAGAAUUACAUGAGUUGCAAAUACAGCAAUUGAAAAUGAAACAUAUAGAAGAGAUACACAACUUGCGUACACGUUUCGAAAAGGAAACUAAAGACAUGACCCUUUUACAUGAAGAGAAAAUGUUGGCUUUAAAGUCUGAAAUUGAAUUGGUUUAUCGCAUGCAAAUGUUUGAGGUCGAAGAGCGCAAAAAUAAUCAAAUACAAAAGUUAAUAGAGAAUCAUGAUUUAGCUUUUAAUGACAUGAAAAACUAUUACAACGACAUUACGCUCAACAAUUUGGGUCUUAUAAGUUCUCUUAAGGAACAAAUGGAGGUAUUGCGUAAACAAACGGAGAGAAGUGAACGUAUAGCAGCAGAUAUGAGUAGUGAAAAUCGUAAACUCAAAGAGCCCUUAGAACAAGCCCAACAAGAAUUGGUGGCUUUAAGGAGAAAACUAGAAUUUUAUGAUCGUGAUAGAGCACAAUUGACUAGACUUAAAAAUCGUAAUAAUUAUGUGGAAAAACAACUCAAGGCCUUGACAUGGGAAACUGAAGCAUUACUGUUGCGCAACGAUACUUUGGUUAAGGAGAGAGAAGAAUUAAAGGAGAAAUUUGAGGAUGUAGUCAUAGAAUUGCAACAAAAAACAGGACUCAAAAAUGUUUUGCUAGAGCGUAAAAUAGCUAUAAUGGAAAAAGAGGGAGAAAAACAAGAACUAAUGCUUAAAGAAACUCUAGAUUCUUGUGCGGCUGUUGUGAAAGCCACUGGUAUAGAGGCAGAAACUCCACUGCAACUUGAGAGGAGAGUGGAAAAUAUUUUAGAUGAGAAAAAUAAACUGAUACAAGAUUUACGUUACGAAUUGGCUAGAGUUACUAAGGCACAUGAUGAUCUAUUGGCCACAUAUGAAUCAAAAUUAGUACAGUUUGGAAUACCCAAAGAAGAGUUGGGGUUCGAACCUCUACGCACCACCUCGAAGUGGAAUUAUUUGUGUGGACCUGCUGGGUUAGUUACUAAAAAUUUAUGAAACUUCUUUUUUUAAUUUUGUUUAAUAAAAAUAUGUAUAUUUUAAACUAUUUACCUUAAUAUAAAAAUUUCUUUAAAAUUA